AUGGCUGAAGCUGUAUUUAAGGAUACAGUUAAACAAAAAGGGUUAGAGUCUCGUUUCAAUAUUGAUAGUGCGGGUACUGGAAAUUAUCAUGUUGGCGAAACACCUGAUCAUCGUUCGAUUCAAACAUGUAAGCAACAUGGGGUUCCCGUAGAUCAUUAUGCAAGGCAGGUUGUAAAGCAAGAUUUUAAGGAAUUUGAUUAUAUACUUUGCAUGGAUAAUUCAAAUUUAACUAGCUUACAAAGAACGAAACCAAAAGAUUCGAAAGCUACCAUUAAAUUAUUUGGUGAAUAUGACCCACAAGGGGAACGUUUAAUUCAAGAUCCGUAUUAUGGAGGAAUUGGUGGGUUUGAAAAGAAUUUUCAACAAGUAACCAGAUGUUCAGAGGCUUUUAUAGAAAGUUUGAACUUGGAAUGA
This is a messenger RNA of Funneliformis mosseae, 414 nucleotides long. The record is from the annotation of a GenBank genome assembly. NCBI's taxonomy places the organism in Eukaryota, Fungi, Glomeromycota, Glomeromycetes, Glomerales, Glomeraceae.